AUGGUGCGAGUUCAUUACACCGCGAAUCCCGAGAAUAACACGAAGUCAUGCAAGGCUCGUGGUUCGGAUCUCCGAGUGCAUUUCAAGAACACCCAUGAGGUUGCGAUGGCUAUCCGUCACAUGCCACUCAAGCGUGCUCAACGAUACCUCCAGAAUGUGCAAGAAAAGAAGGAGAUCAUUCCAUUCCGCCAUUUCAACCACUGCAUCGGAAGAAAGGCCCAAGCCAAAGUUUUCGGCGUCACCCAAGGACGAUGGCCAGUGAAAUCGUGCGAAUUCAUUCUCCAACUUCUUAGAAAUGCCGAAAGCAACGCCGACUACAAGGGAUUGGACACUGAUCAUUUGGUCAUCGAGCACAUCCAAGUCCAACGAGCAGCCAAGAUGCGCAGACGAACAUACCGCGCUCACGGCCGAAUCAAUCCUUUCAUGUCGUCGCCCUGCCACAUUGAAGUGAUUCUUACCGAGAAGGAAGAUGUCGUUUCCAAGCCCACCGAUGGAGUCACUCGCGUCAAGAAAGAAUCGAAAAAGAAGCAAAGACGUCAAUUGAUGCAAAUGGGCGGCAACCAA
Molecule: messenger RNA, 564 nt
Organism: Mesorhabditis belari
Lineage: Eukaryota; Metazoa; Nematoda; Chromadorea; Rhabditida; Rhabditidae
Source: the annotation of a GenBank genome assembly